CUAGUGCUAUUUUUGAGACAUAAACUUCAAAAGGUGCUAUUAUUGACAAUUGCCCAAUUGUCAGCGAUCAAGCUUAAAACUUUUCUGAUUAAAUGAUGCAUUCCUUGUCAAAAAAGAACCAUUUUUCUUUUGAGUUUAAUAUUUAUUGAAAAAUAAUUCUAUAAUACAAACACCUGACUUAUACAAGGAAUUAAGUACAGUUUCAUAGACAGUUGAGUUAUUGAUUUCAAAUAAUAAAUCCUUAAAAAAGGUUCCACUCAAUUUUAUAAUCACCACUGCCGACCAGCCUCCUUUAUCGAGUGACAGCUUUUUGGAAAAUUUCCGUUAAUUCAUGAGCUUUUCAAUAUGUUCACACAAUAAUAUAAGAAAAUAUUAGAUUUAACUUUUGCGGCUAAGUUCAGAUAAUCGUUCGAGAGAACUGAUCACACGCUAACAUGUACUCACAUCAGAAGAAAUCAAACUUUACUCAACCCACUGCAGGCUACUGAACAUAAUAUAAUAUAUACCACAUUUAAUCAACAACCAAAUCAGUAUAUAACUACUGAAGAUUACAUAUAUGUAAAUGCAUAUGUAGCCCUAUCUAGUUUAUUAUAUUAGGAUUGGAAAAAAACGAUCAAAUCUUAUUUAAAAAAAUCACUCACUUUCAAAAACAAAAGCAUGCAUUUCGUAAUAAACAACGCACUGAUUCUGUUUUAUUUCUUCUACAUCUAUCAUACACAACACUAAGUAAACGACACAGAACUUAGACACAUUUAUUUAAUUAUUAUCGUUAUUGUAUCCUUUCGACUGUUUUUUUUGGGGAGAAAUUGUAUCCUUUUGAUUGUUAUAAAAUAACAAAACAUAUAUACAAAAAUUCAAAAAAGAACACCAUCAAAUCAUGUCUAUAUAUUCAAACCCUCAUACAUUCACAUUUCUAAGUCCAUCAUAACACACCUAAUCUCAUAUACAAAAACGUAUUCAAACCAAACACUAAUAUUUGUAUUGAAAUAAUGUCGUUGGAAGGAUUCUCCACUAAAGCUAGAGGCUUAGGUAACAAUAAUAACAUGGGAGGUGGAGGAACAGGGACUAAGUGUGGACGGUGGAAUCCAACGGUGGAGCAAGUGAAACUUCUGACGGAUCUGUUCAAGGCGGGGCUACGAACACCAAGCACCGAUCAGAUUCAAAAGAUCUCUACAGAGCUGAGUGUCUACGGUAAGAUCGAGAGCAAGAACGUGUUCUAUUGGUUCCAAAACCAUAAAGCUAGGGAAAGACAAAAGCGCCGUACAAUCUCCACCGUCGAUUACGAUCAUCGUCAAGACACAAAUCUCUCUCUUUCUUAUCGACACAACCCAUGUCAUCACCAAACACCACCUAAAGAUACUUUUGAAGGCCGUGAAGAAGAGGAGAAUGUGAUAGAGACAUUGCAACUCUUCCCAUUAUCGAAGGUUGAAAGAGCUGAUAUUACUGCUGCCAGCUACGACGAAUACAUAAGAGAGCAUGUCAAUACGACGGUGUUUUCCACAUACUCAUCAUGCGGAGCUGAGAUGGAACAUCCACCGUUGGAUCUUCGACUAAGCUUUCUAUGAAUGUGUUUUCAUUUAACGACUCUAAUGAAAGCCAAAAAAAAACACGAGACCCAAAUUUGCGCGGAGUUAUAUGCGAAGAACUCGAUCAGAAGAUGAUGUGCUGGAAUUAACAUUGGUGUCAAAACUCAAAAGAAUAUUCAUGAAUAAAAUUAUCAAAUAUUUUCGGUUUAAUGGAUUAGCUAGGUUGGUGUAGCACUUUAGAAGUUGUAGUGACAUCUAGCUAUCAUGCGACUGGGACGAGGAAACUCGUACUUGUAAGUUGUAACAACCGUAUAAUUAUAAUCGUAUCUUGAUCAGGCAUUACUAUUA
Brassica napus (rape) is the source of this 1874-nucleotide messenger RNA. Its product is annotated as WUSCHEL-related homeobox 7. Gene Ontology annotation, molecular function: DNA-binding transcription factor activity; DNA binding. Lineage: Eukaryota; Viridiplantae; Streptophyta; Magnoliopsida; Brassicales; Brassicaceae. The coding region runs from base 990 to 1565 and encodes 191 amino acids. The record is from RefSeq and is a predicted model, not a curated record. The transcript has 2 exons. Gene Ontology annotation, biological process: plant organ development.